AACUGUGGAACCACCCAGCUCAGCAGCCAGAGCAGCAGCUCGGGCAGCAAGAGCAGACCAAGCAGCUACCCUGGGCAUCCUUUCAAACGGCUGCAGGCUUGUCUUCUCUUUCCCUUGCUGGGAACAUGGGAGCUUCUUUGCCCUUCCUGCCAGGCAGGAUAACACUUUGGGAACCCACUGAAAUAUGUCAGUUCUUUUCUCAGAUUCUGGGGUUUCUGCAAGUCAUCUAAACCAAGGUCCUUUCUGAAACUCUCUUUCUUUUAAGGAUCCUGAUUGGGAUUUAUUUUGUUUUUUCCAUCUCAGAUAUUGCUAUAUAGAUUGGUUUUUCAUCGUUACCCAUCCCGGUUAACUUUCCUGUGACUCAGUUUAACUCUUGAGAUCUACAUGGAUGGCUAUUCUUAAAAGCACUUUUCUUACCUUUUCUGUCCCUUUCUGGGGUUGGAUUUGAUAUUAAUUGGACUCAGUGUGCCUGUGUGUGUUCUGAUUGGUCUGAAAAUUUUCUUUCUUUCACAAGAACUAUACAUUAACUGUAACCAAGACCUGGGAAUAAUCGUAGGCUUGGCUUGAUCUUGAUUUUUGGGACUUUGUUGGAAGAUCUGAUUGCAUUUCACGAAGUUAUUGCUCUCCAUCCACUGUUCAGGUUUUAAGCUGCUUUGCCAGCUUCCGUGACAUAGUCACUUCUGGACAAUUCUGAUUUUUUUAAUAUACUAACUUUUUGUCCCCCGCCCCUUCUUAAAUAUUAUGAGCCCUUUUGGGGGUCUGGUGGAGGAGCUUCAUUCUACUCUUUGAUGUGAUUGAUAGUCCUGCCAUUCCUUGUGGCUGAUUUUUGUUUUAAAAUACAAUGGCUUUGAGUGGAAACUGCAGGACUUACCUCCCUCCUAGAGAACAAGGGGCUGGUCUACAUUCCUUCCCAGAGGUGGUGGAGCUAAACGUAGGUGGUCAAGUAUACUUCACUCGCCAUUCCACCUUGGUGGGCAUCCCCCACUCAUUGCUGUGGAAAAUGUUCACUCCCAAGAGAGACACAGCCAGUGAUCUAGCUAAGGACUCCAAGGGAAGGUUCUUCAUUGAUAGAGAUGGUUUCCUCUUCCGCUACAUUCUGGACUAUCUCAGGGACAAGCAAGUGGUCCUGCCUGAUCACUUCCCAGAAAAGGGAAGGCUUAAAAGGGAAGCUGAAUAUUUUCAGCUCCCAGACUUGGUCAAACUCCUAACUCCUGAUGAUGUCAAGCAAAGCCCCGAUGACUAUUGCCACAGCGACUAUGAGGAGGUCUCCCAAGGCAGUGACACAAGAAUAUGCCCCCCAUCAUCGCUCUUACCUUCAGAUCGAAAAUGGGGUUUCAUUACCAUUGGGUACAGGGGGUCGUGCACCAUGGGCAGAGAGAGCCAAGCUGAUGCCAAGUUCAGGAGAGUCCCGAGGAUUUUGGUUUGUGGAAGGAUUGCUCUAGUCAAAGAGGUCUUUGGAGAAAGUUUGAAUGAGAGUAGAGACCCAGACAGGGCACCGGAAAGAUACACCUCCAGGUUCUAUCUCAAGUUCAAGCACCUGGAGAGGGCUUUUGACAUGUUGUCAGAAUGUGGAUUCCACAUGGUGGCCUGCAAUUCCUCAGUGACGGCUUCUUUUGUCAAUCAGUACACAGAUGAUAAAGUCUGGUCCAGCUACACUGAAUAUGUCUUCUACCGUGAGCCUUCAAGGUGGUCUUCAUCCCAUUGUGACUGCUGCUGCAAAAAUGGCAAAGGAGAUAAAGAGGGGGAAAGUGGCACAUCUUGCAAUGAACUAUCCACUUCCAGCUGUGACAGCCAAUCAGAAGCCAGCUCCCCACAAGAGACUGUCAUCUGUGGCCCUGUCACCCGCCAGCCCAACAUACAGACUCUAGAUCGGCCAAUCAAGAAGGGCCCAGUACAGCUACUUCAGCAGUCUGAAAUCCGAAGAAAAAGUGACCUGCUCCGAACUCUAACGUCUGGCUCCAGGGAAUCCAACUCUAGCAAAAAAAAAGCAGUGAAAGAAAAGCUCUCUAUUGAGGAAGAGUUAGAAAAAUGCAUCCAGGAUUUCCUUAAAAUCAAAAUCCCAGACAGGUUUCCAGAAAGGAAACACCCCUGGCAAUCUGAACUGCUACGAAAGUAUCAUCUAUAAGAGUGGGGCGGGGCAGGGGGAAAAUAACCUUAUUACAAUUUACAGAUCAAGAUCCUUAACGAUAAGGAAAUAAAAGGAAUCAUAACAAUUUGUUAGGUCACAAAACAAAUCCAUCUUGAUAGUACUGCCUAAUUUGCCUAUUUCACCUUAACAUUUAUAGUCACAGGGUAAUGAUAUUUUUCAAGUUGUGGAAGCACAAUGAAAAAUGCUUUUGUUUGUAAGCUCCUAGUCUUACGCAAGCUGAAUACACUAAAGGCACAACAACAUUACCAACUAAAGAAACCCACACACAGAUGCAUCUGGUGCCGGUAGAGAAAGUCCCACACAUGAUCAGGCAGUGGCCGGGGGGGUUCCGCAAACUACAUGCCUUUUGAGUUCUCCUUUUAAUUAAUUUAUUUGGAGGAGUCAGGGAGGGGCAGAUGUACAUGAUUUAAAGAAACAUGCUAUGCCAUGUCAGUUUACACGAAGGAUGUGUGUAUAUAUAUAUAUAUACGUAUGUAUACACAUGAAUAUACAUAUACAUGUGUGUAUAUUUAUAUUGCAUAAUGAAUUUUUCUGGUUCUCUCCUUAUAACUGCACUUUCUCAACAACAACAAUGAAAAAGCAAUUGUUAGCACUCUGUGUGCUCCAUUUCCCCUCUAGCUUUAUGAGGUGUGAACAGUAGAAGACCAUCUCUCUCCAUCUGUUAUUUUUUGGGGCGGGGGGAGUUUGGAAGUGGAGCACUGUAAAAGUGUCUGUGUCUGUUGCAACUGUGGGCAAAAUAUUCCAGGAAUUUUUGACUAUGAUGUAUAUUUUAAUCUCCUUUGUUCCAACACCUCUUCCCCAAAGCUUCCGGAUGACAAAGGGUUUAUUAAGGAACGAUUCAAAUUGGAAAGGGGGAUCCAGAGAUGGCGGGUCAAGCCGCUGAGCCAGUGAUCUCAGCUGAUUUAUGUAAGCCUGCCAGACCCUGCUGCCAAAGAGUCUUUGGCCCAAACCAAUGAGGAGAGCCGCCUCCCGUUCCCAUCCGACGCAGAUGCAAUUAUAAGAAAUUAUAAACCUAACAAGAUGCAUUUUGUGCUCUGACUGGCAGGAAAUUGAUUGUUAAAAUGGCAGGCACCAUGCCAUUCCAGCUAGAUACAUUUCAAAAGGAAAUUAAAAAUUGAAUAGAAACCAAACACACUCUGUAAUGGAAACUGCCUUAUCAGCAUCCUUUCUGUAGUCUGUAGGAUAACCCAUUGGGUGGCAGGCUUAAUUUAGUACCAUUUGUUAUCCAUAAUGUGUAAUAAAUGGGAAAUUAUCAGCAAGCUCAGUUUGAUGGGACUGCGGGGAAGAAGGGAUGCCGCACGCAGGCACAGCAGUACAAGAACCUACUGAGCCCAGGCAACAACAACAAAAAAGCACAGUCCUUCCUUGACAGGUUCGCCUAAAACUGCCUCUUAGUUGUCAUUCCGGAGCUAAUUCUUUCCACAGACCAGUAAGAACCUGAUGUCCCUCAACAGUCCAGUGGGAGCCAAAGGUCCCAUGGAUGGGAUUUGAAAAGUGAAGAGUCAGGUAAUGAAGGGGAGUCCCAGGGACAGACUGCAUCUGGUGGGAUGAGAUUGGUGUCUAAACAGUCUGUAAAGCAGUUACCUAGAGAUGCAUUGCAUCAAUGGGUCCACGUGGGCCUUCCACUGGCUGCAGAUGGGAGCUAGUUAGCUGGGGAGUUUGGCACAUGUCAAUCAAUGUCUCAAGACAUAAAGUGAGAGGCACAGAAACCAAUAAAGCCGAUAGCUUUAUAAGCGGUGAUAUUGCCUUGUUUAGAAUCAGUAACAUUUCUAAAGCUUCACUAUCUCUAGCAUUCCCAAUUCACAAUGCUACAAGGGAGAUGACUUCAAGUGUGCAUAGAGUAGAGGUACAUUUGGAUUGAACGUAGUAUAUUUGAGUAGGUCUGAGGCCCAGCCUCCUUGCCUGCAGGUGCAAUUUGCUCCCACAUAAUUUGAACUUACAUAAUUUUUUUUUGCACCUGCAAAAUGAACUGUGAUGGCAAAUCUGCAUAAUCAGAUAGGUAAAGGGCCUAUCAUUCAGAUUUGUGCCUACCAUUGAACUGCGAGUGCAAUGCAGGCACAGGUUUUGUGGAUGCUAAUUGCAUGUGCAAAAGGGAAGUGACGUGUCUCAAACUACUGAAAAAUGUGAGACGCUUGUGAACAGAGCUGAGCAUAAACCAAAUCCCCAGAUCAAAACACCCUCAAAUUACAGGGAUAUGAGAUCUGGAUUUUGUAGUUUGGAGUCAUCUCUAGUUAAGGUUGCAAGGGUUUACCAAGAUAUUUUACAUGAGAGAGGGAUGCUAGUUCUAGGGAUUCCUAAUUAUUGUCAUGUGUAGAGUAAAUAUAGUAAGCAAAAGCCUGACCUGAGAAGUGCUGAGCUAAAUUGGACAGCUCUGCACGACACAGGAUCAGGCACUAAACAAAUUCAGUUAUUAAAACACAUGUUCACACUCAAACACAUGCAUUUCAGAUGCACACCUACCCACAUUCACAUGCUUGCACACACAUAUUCACAUGCACCUUUGCACAUCCAUGUGCUCACACACAUACAUCCCUCUGCUUGCCACAGCUUUGCUUUUCCUCUUUUUAAAAACAAUUCUCUCUCUUGUACAUUCACUCGUCCCUAUUUACAGCUGCUGACCUGGAAUCACUCUUGAUAGCACUGUGUUAAAAAGUUUUCCUGCAACUUUCCUUGUGUGUGUCGAUGCAAAGCAAGAACAGUAGGCUGGCUCCCAAGACAUACGGAUUGGCUUAAAUGGUGCUUUUUCUCUUUCUUGUUAUGUCCACACCAGAGAACAGCUCCGUUGUCUCUGACACUUUAAGACUUCGAAACUGUGAUUUUUCUAUUUUGAGCCAGUCAGUAUCAGGAAGACAUGCCAAAUCAGAAAGUGAGCCUUUUGCGAGGUUUUGUACCAUCAGGCAUUAUGCAGCAUCCUCCUCCACUAUCAGUUCUGCCUCUGCAAGUCACAAGGAAGAAGUCUAACAUUAAUUCAUUGUAUUAGCAAAUUAGGGAGAAAAUGAGCAGAGGGUUGACUCUCGCUCUCGCUUCAGCAGGAAUUUGUUUUGAGAUUUCCAUGCACAACAUAGACCAUUUCUCUACUUUGAUAACCCAGAAUGGCUAGAACCUGGCAUCCUCAGCUUCAGAGUUUCACUUUUUCUUUUUCUUUUUAAUCUCAAAAACAUUACACAAUAUGAGGGACCAAGAGAGGGAGCGUGUACCCUGUUUUUCUUUCUUUCUCUCAGAGUUUGAAUGGACUUGACUCAGUUUGCACAGGACUGUACAAUGAUUAAUAUCUGCAGAAAAAAUUAGACCAAAUGAAAUGCACCAGAAUGGGUUUGAUCCAUGUGGCCUUCAUAUUUCCCGUUUUAGAUUAAAUGGUUAUUACUCUGCACCACUACCGAAAUAAGAGUCUUGAACUUUAAUAAUCACUAGCCGGAAAGCUUAUAUGUAUAUUCUGCUUUGUUACUGUAGGGAACUUAUAUAGUAUAUCCAUUCCUAGGACCAAAUUUAUCUCAGGAUUAACUCCAUUGACUAUGGUGAAGUUCCAUCAGAGAUAGCUUUGUUCCCUGGUGAUUUCAGCUCUCCAUUUCAGGUCAUGCUCCUCAUUAUUUCAAUUGAAAGAGUGACUGCUCUACUUGUGUAACAUCAGUAUAGACUUCCUGGGCCUGAUUCGACGGGAUGGUUACAGUUGAAGCUGGAGGGGUGAAUCCCAGCUUGUGCAGACAUAAUGCUAGCUCUCUCCAAGCUAGCAUGCUAAAUAUGCUCCUUGCUUAACGUUGUAGUUUUGUUCCUGAAAAAUGCUACUUUAAGCAAAACGAUGUUAAGCGAAUCCAAUUUCCCCAUAAGAAUUAAUGUAAAUGGGGGGUGUGGUUAGGUUCCAGGGAAUUUUUUUUUUGCCAGGCAAAAGCCAUUAUAUACAUAUGCAGUAUAAGUUUUAAAUAAUUGUAAACGAACAAUUUGAUACUGUACUCACCAAUGAUGAUUGUGAAGCUUGGUUGAGGCAGGGGCAUAGUGGGGUUGGGGCACGGAGGCUUGUUGGCUCCCCUUCUCUGCCUACAGCUCCUGCUGGGGAGUGGGGUCGGUGGCUUGCCUGCUCCCUGGCAGGAAUGACGGGCAGGCGGAGAGGGGUAAGCUCCCAUGCCCCGAUCCCACUCCUGAGCAGGAGCGCCAGGUGGGCGGAGUGGGGCAAGCCCCCAUGCCCCGACCCCACUUGCCGGCAGGAGCUGCGGGUGGAGCAGGGGAGCCAAACAACCUUAUAAUGGAACAUUGCACAACUUUAAAUGAGUAUGUUCUCUAAUAGAUCAGCAACCUAAUAAAGCAACAAUGUUAACCAGGACAACUUUAAGUGAGGAGUUACGGUACUGUAGUCCCAGUAGCACGGACAGUGGUGAGUGGUGGGAGAGGCUAGUCAGCCUGAGUGCAAACCCCAUGAGUCUGUACCCUGGUGGUGAGCCCGGGCUGCUGCAACGACACUAUUAUAUUUAAUGUGCUAGUUUCAAUGAGAACAAGCUAGGAAUUGCGACCCCCAGCUCCAUGUGUAGGCAUAACUUUGCACUGCCUUGGCAAUGUAAAGUCACCCACUUUGAGAUUGGUUUACAGUGCUGGAUUGGUGUACGAGGCCUUCAUGAAAAUGAGAAUCUGGCCCCUCAGUGAAAUGCUUUUUGCCCAUAAGUGUCUUAAGUAAAUUCUUCUGUUUGGGGUACGUGCUGCCUUGGGAAGGAGCUUGGACAGCUCUGCAUGGGACGUAUCCUAAAAACAGCCCAGAGAGGACUAAACUCAAACUGGUCCCCGUUGCUGCCUGUAUGUGUCAAAGAGUUUUCCCAAUCCCUUUCUAGCCUCAGAGCUAGGAAGCUGAUGUGGAACUCGCGGCUCCCGCAUGGCAGUGUAUGUGCUGUGCAGAAACAAACGCAUAUGUUUCAUUUUUUUACAGCCUGUUACUCAAUGCAAGAGGAACCCUAGACACAGCAAUCCUCUAAAAUUAGGCACUUACUUGAAAAGACAAACCGUUCUGCUGGGAAUAUCAGCUUCCGAAAGGAGAGUAAGAAAUAGCAUGCGCUGACUGGGUUCUGUGAGUCAGGUCACAGAAAAUGGCCAGAUAGGAAGGAACUACACUUUUCCCUUAAAGAUGCUCCCUCCAUAUUAUUGUUAGUUAUGGCUGGGACUUAAGGAAGUUAGGUGCCAACUUUCAAUUGAUGAUGAGUGCCUAACUCCCUUAGGCCCUUUUAACAAAACAAGUCUUAUAUCGUCAAUUGUUUGCAGGAGCACCCAUAAUGUGGUGAGUGCUGUGCUAAUGAUGAGAGCACAGUCCCUGCCUGCAAGAUAAGAGACACGCAGACGAAUAGACCAACUACAAGGGGUACACGUACAAUGUAAAAGUGCAGUGCUCAGUGGGAUGACGGGCCAGGCUUGGAUAGUAGGGAGUUAAUAUGGGGUUUAUUAGGCAUAUAAACUAUCCCUCCAUGUUAUCCUCAUUCUUGCUGUUUGUACUGGGUUAAUUUCUUGUAGGUGCAUGGGUUUCUGAGGAAGGAAUUUGGUCUCUAUAUGGGGGGUUGAUUAUCAGAGGCCCUUGCUUGUCUGCUCAGGGUCUGGGUGGUGCCCAAGAAGCCACACCCCAAUUUGCAUAGCUAUGCAAGAAUUUCCCAUGAUAGUAGGCUCUGUGCAUCCUAUGCUUUGGAGAGUGAAGGGGCUGUUUGCUCACUCUCUCUACUCAGGAAACAGGAUGUUGAAAAGGGGUGGGAUGUUGGCUGUCCCCCCCCCCGCCCCGCACUAGCUGCAGGCUGGUGCACCAGGGAAACUGUUUCCACUCGCACUCCUCCUUCCUCCCUCCCUGGCUUCCCCUCCAGUGCACACAGAAAAGCUGCAGAGAUUUGCCUGUCUGUCAGGUGCUUCUCCUGGUGUGGCGUGGGGCUGUCCUACCCAUUACUGCCUGAAGAAUAAAGCCACAAUCAAGACUUAAUCAUUAGCGGUAUUGGUGGAGGGGUUGAUAUGUGCGAAGCUUACACUGCUUCUGCCUCUGAUGUGCGCAUUCUGUGGAGAGAGGACUUUGGACUCUAGAAGUGUCACUCUGGCACCUGUCUUUAACACUAAAGUAGAAGAAAUGAGGGGAAAUUACAUACCCCCAGAUUAGGAGCCGUCGUGGGCAUUGUCCAGACAGGGUAAUUUUUCUGUUACUCAAUGUGACAGUGGUAGUCGCAAUUCUUACAUUAGGAUAUCAACUCUCUUCACUGUACAGACUCUUUUUUUUUUCUUGUCAGCCUGAUCUCAGCGCUGGCCUUUUCAUUCAUUUACAUGCAGCAAUGGGUUAGAACCGAGCAGCAGGCCCUUUACUGGCCCCAUAAUAAACACAAGCAGCUGACAGUACCUAGAGAUGUAAUGAGGGGCUGAUUUUUUUUUCUUCUCUGAGAACUGUAAUAUAUAAACUUUGGAAGACUUGAUCUGUGUGUAUGUGUGUGUAUGCACCCACACACACAGGACUUUGUGGAGUUUGUUCUCAUAGAUUUAUAGGGCACAGGACUACUCAUAGCGCUCUGUUAGAAGAUGCAGGAGUAAUUCCAGCAGUAGGCGGGUAGCAGAAUUGUACCUCAGUCGCAGCUGUCAGAACUAUAAUGGAAGUGAAAUGUUAUCCUUACUCAAAAUUUAAGGAGCCUUUUCAUUUCACAUGGGCUUUUCAAGCGUUUUCCCCUGGCUAUACAAAAUGAGGUAGCAAACCAUUGUCAGGGCUGUAGUCCUAGCUAUCCUUAUGUAUGUGAAUGAGAAAACUGAAAGAGGGAAGAAGAAAAGAUAGUAGAAAAACAGUAAAAAAACCCACAGAGGAUUUAAGGUGCAUGGCUAGUCAUGAAGAUCCUGUUGCCCUGCACCAUGCACAAUAAUUUACACGGGUGCAAAGAACCGAUCCUUUCCACUAGAAAUAAGCCUGCCAAAUGGCAAAAGUCUUAUUGACUUCGGCAGCAGCAAUCUUGUCCCUACAAGUUUAUCCAAUUGGGCUUAAGAAAUUAGCCUAUUUUAGAAACAAUUAUUAGGAGCUAAAUUGUGCCCUCAUAUACCCAUGUACAACUCCCAUUGAUGUCAAUAGAAGCAUUAUGUGCAUAUCUGAUGGGAGGAGCUGACCGUUGGCUAUUUCGAUUUCACUCUUAAAAAUAACUGAUUCUGUAAUGCAUCCCCAGGUUGGUUGUGCACCUUUGACCUGGGAAUUUGCCUUUGCAACAGAAUUUUCUUCCAUUGUGAAUGUGGAAAUCACCAGGCAAUUCCCUUACAAAGGCACUUGUUUAAAAUUUGCCAACAGUACAUUUCUUUCUUCCUUAGUAAAAAAAAAAACGUUUCUGGUUAGAACAAAGGAUCAGACACCAGAUACUGACAGCAAAAACAAAGCAUUCUGUAUUUGCAACUUAAGGUAACAUAGCUGCUUACAAAUGUAUACAUAUAGCUGCAAGAGGCAUAAGGUCCAAUCCAACUCCUGUUAAACUCAAUGGCAAAAACUCCCAGUGAUUUUUAAUGGCAGCAGGUUUCAACUUGGAAGUAAAAUACAGUGGAAAAUACUUAUUAGGUAAGGGCUAAGCUUGGUAAAUUCCAUUUGAUUAAGUACGCUAACUUUUGGAUUCUUAUACAUACAGGUUUGGUCUAAAGAUAGAACCAGAUAUGUUGUGAGACUAGCCUUUCUAGUAAUAUUUCCAUUACUUUUUUGCUUUAGUGAGAAAUACCAGAAAAUUAUGCGCUUUUUUUUUUUUUUUUUUUUUUUGCUAUUUCUGUUUCUGGUUGAUGCCAGGUAAUACAGAGAGUGUGAAAAUGAAAUUGAAAUAACAAAACUCAAAAGCUAACAUUUUGAGCUCUAAAAAUGUUUAUCGGGAUUGAGUUUGGAUUGAGAAUUUAGGGUCAGUCAUUUUUAUUUUAUUUUUAUCCAGCCAUGUAUGCCCAUUGUUAGAAUAUGUGUGGUCAGUUAUAUCACGGAUAUGAAGUCAAAUUGCAAUGCAAUUACCUUUCUGAAAUAUUUGGGGAACAAACUGGAUAUUUGAGUUAUUUUCCACACAUAAUAAGGGCCAAAUCCAAGUUCCUUUGAAGUCAAUUUCAAAACUUCCAUUGAGUUCAUUGGGACCAGAAUAACAAAUAAAACUUCUGUUAGUAAUAAAAAUGUGUGUGUCUGAGAGUGAGUGAGAGGAAAGCUGUUAACCUUUAAUGUGGCACAAAUGCACCCGUAUUAUGUGGUGAACAGGCCUUAUUACUUCUGUGAAGGCAUUGCAAAACCAGUCUUUGGUUAACUUGUUCCCUUUUGUGAUCUUUUAGGUACAGUUGCUGAUUUGCUUAAGACAUAGUUUAAAAAGUUCUGUUGUAAAUAGCACAAGUGCACCUUGGAGUGACUGUAUUCAGAAUACAUUAUGCAGCUGCCAUCACCUACCUUUCACAACCAUGAUGAUGUGUUGUACCCCUGGGGUAUGGGAGCCAUCCAAUGAUAAAUUCACCACUGGUGUAAGUAGGUGCAACUCUGUGGAUUUGUGUACUCUUCCUCAAGAAGUGGAUUUGGCUUGCAGCUUCUAAGGUGGCUAUCUGAAAAAUAAUCUUGUUCCUUCUGAAGGUGUUUCAUUUUCAUAAAUCCAAACACAGAGAUAUACCCCUCGAUAAGUUAAGUAGAACUCAAAGCAUAAAAGGGAGAGGAAGGAAGCGCACACAAAUCUUCAUAACUCCCAGUUACUUUUUUCGUAAGUUAUCUGUAAGUGCAGUACUUCCCAGUGUCGUGUAAAUGACUCAUAGCAGUGUGGCAGUGGAGGGCAGGUUUUGUAUUUUCAUUCCAGUUCUGAUGGGUCCAUUUGGUCUUUUUCUUUGCAAAGAAUUGUGCUGAAGUAGAAAAUGAAAGCAAGUCUGAUCACUACUGGCAAUGACCAGAAAUUAAUCAAGUGAUCCCCCCUCUCAUCCCACCACUUCUUUGCCCUAAAAACCAAAAGAAGGUAGUCCCAUUUCUUACCCUUCCAUACACCCCAUUUCAUCAGCUGUGUGUAUGCAUGUAGACUUGACUUUACAAAUACCUUAUAUAUAAGGCCCCAUGUAAAUCAUGGUACAGAACAUUGCCAAGUAUCACGGAUUGUUCAUGCCCAAAGGGGUUUUGUAUGUGGAGUAUUGGAAAGGGACAAGAAAGCACUGUUCAAAUCAUUAAAGACAUAUUUUAUGUUUUUUGGCAUUGAUAUUGCUAAUGAAAAUCAGCUUAUGAUUAUGAUGUUGUGAAUUUGAAUCUAUGGCAAGGAACAAAUAAAAAGGAACUGGUCUUUAGAACAGAAACAGAACUCCUAUUGAUGUCAGUGGGUGAAGCAUCAGGCCCAAUUGCUUUAAUGGGCAAAAUUCUUCUCUCAGCUCCAUAUAGAAACCUCUGCUCUGGUUCACGCAUGGCUCUCUCAUUGACAUCAUUAAUGGGAGCCCCUCACAUGUAGAGAAACCGGAGUAUAGGAGGGAAUGUUAGAAGAGGAUUUUGGCUUUUUGUCAGCAAUUGGUACUGAGCUAGCCAAAAAUAUAACUCAACUCUUUAGAUUUCACAUAGACACACAACCAUAGAGUAAAUGCAUCUAAUGCAAUAUUUCCACAGCAAACAUAGGAUUUUGUGUUUCUUUUGUGACUUCUGUGAUAUUGUGAUCUAUACGGGGCCUUGCUCAUAUUACAUUUUCUGACCUCAUACAAGCACUUAAUGACUUUGCCGGGCCUGAGUCAGUCUGUUGCACAUUGAUGUAUAUCAAGUGGCACCCACUGAAUUACCUCUUCUACUUUCCAAUGUGGUUCACUUGUACAUAAGUGUAAUGUCAACUUGUUUACAGGUUAUUUUGUGAGUAAUUGUAAAAAAAAAAAAAAAAAAAAGCAGUUUUAACUAAAAGUUUAAAGGAAUCAACUUUACUGGAAGGUGUUUAAAAAAAUGAAUGUGCUUAAUACAGUAUAGACAUCAUUGAUUAAGGUCUCACAUGAAUGCAUGUAUCUCCAUGUUGUCAGUCCCCACCAGUGAGGUUAUUUGGCAAUAUUCUGCAGUCUGUGAAUAGCAAAUAUACAUAAACUACUGUGACUCUAGCAAAUAUAACUCAGUACCUGUUUUUACUGUGGUAUGUAAAACAUGUAGCUUUUAGCCUGCUGUAUUUCCCUGUUAAAAAUAAAAUCCUGAAAGAAAGA
This is a messenger RNA of Chelonia mydas (Green sea turtle), 12262 nucleotides long. It is a transcript of the gene KCTD16, whose product is annotated as potassium channel tetramerization domain containing 16. The record is from RefSeq and is a predicted model, not a curated record. Gene Ontology annotation, molecular function: protein binding. NCBI's taxonomy places the organism in Eukaryota, Metazoa, Chordata, Testudines, Cheloniidae. The coding region runs from base 842 to 2125 and encodes 427 amino acids. Gene Ontology annotation, biological process: protein homooligomerization; regulation of G protein-coupled receptor signaling pathway. The transcript is spliced from 3 exons. Gene Ontology annotation, cellular component: presynaptic membrane; postsynaptic membrane.